AUGGAGGCAUCGACGGCAUUAAUGUUCCUAUCCGCUAUAGCGGCCUAUUUAAUAUGGUUCACCUUCGUCACUCGCUCCCUCAAAGGUCCACGUGUCUGGCCCCUAUUAGGCAGCCUACCUGGCCUCAUCCAGCACGCCAACCGCAUGCACGACUGGAUCGCUGACAACCUACGCGCCUGCGGCGGCACGUACCAAACCUGCAUCUGCGCCCUCCCCUUCCUCGCACGCAAACAGUGCCUCGUCACUGUCACCUGCGACCCCAAAAACCUCGAGCACAUCCUCAAGCUCCGCUUCGACAACUACCCCAAAGGCCCCACGUGGCAGUCCGCCUUCCACGAUUUGCUCGGUCAGGGUAUCUUCAACUCUGACGGCGACACCUGGCUCUUCCAGCGUAAAACAGCCGCCCUCGAAUUCACCACGCGCACGUUGCGCCAAGCCAUGGCGCGUUGGGUUAACCGAGCCAUAAAGCACAGGUUCUGCCCCAUCCUAGCCGAAGCUCAGCUAGAGAACAAAUCAGUGGAUCUCCAAGACCUCUUGCUUCGUCUCACUUUCGACAACAUAUGCGGCUUGGCUUUCGGACAGGACCCCCAGACCCUAGCCGUGGGGCUCCCAGACAACGCUUUCGCUCUUUCUUUUGACCGCGCCACCGAAGCCACUUUACAACGCUUCAUUCUGCCAGAGAUUCUUUGGAAGCUCAAGCGAUGGCUCCGCCUCGGAAUGGAGGUUAGCCUUAGCCGAAGCCUCAAACACAUCGACCAAUACCUCUCCAGCAUCAUCAAGAACCGCAAACUUGAACUCCUCAACGGCACUGGCUCCCACCACGACGACCUCUUAUCCCGUUUCAUGAGAAAAAAAGAAACCUACUCCGACGAGUUCCUCCAACACGUCGCACUCAACUUCAUCCUCGCUGGACGCGACACUUCAUCUGUCGCGCUCAGCUGGUUCUUCUGGCUCUGUAUCAAGAAUCCGCGCGUGGAGGAAAACAUCCUCCACGAACUCUGCACUGUUCUCUUGUCGACUCGUGGAGAAGACAUCUCCACGUGGCUGGAGGAACCGCUCGUGUUCGAUGAGGUAGACCGUUUGGUCUACCUCAAAGCAGCCUUGUCGGAGACCCUGCGACUUUACCCUUCUGUCCCUGAGGAUUCCAAACAUGUGGUCAAUGACGAUGUUCUCCCGAACGGAACUUUCGUUCCGGCAGGGUCUGCGGUGACGUAUUCGAUUUACUCCGUUGGGAGGAUGAAGUUCAUAUGGGGAGAGGAUUGCCUCGAGUUCAAGCCAGAGCGGUGGCUCUCUGCCGAAGGGGACAGAAUUCAGCUUCAAGACUCUUACAAGUUUGUCUCCUUCAAUGCGGGACCGAGGCUUUGUUUGGGUAAGGACCUGGCUUACUUGCAGAUGAAGUCCAUCGCGGCAGCGGUGCUCCUGCGCCACCACCUCUCCGUCGCGCAGGGCCACCGCGUGGAGCAGAAGAUGUCGCUGACGCUCUUCAUGAAGUACGGUCUGAAGGUGAACGUGUACCCUAGGGAUCUGAAACCGGUGCUGGAAAAGAUUACAAGGAGCGAGGGUGUUAACGUUGGUCAAAAGUGA
Messenger RNA from Sphenostylis stenocarpa, 1584 nucleotides. The record is from the annotation of a GenBank genome assembly. NCBI's taxonomy places the organism in Eukaryota, Viridiplantae, Streptophyta, Magnoliopsida, Fabales, Fabaceae.